Protomyces lactucae-debilis is the source of this 1722-nucleotide messenger RNA. RefSeq names its product major facilitator superfamily domain-containing protein. The record is from RefSeq and is a predicted model, not a curated record. The coding region runs from base 320 to 1648 and encodes 442 amino acids. Gene Ontology annotation, cellular component: fungal-type vacuole membrane. Gene Ontology annotation, molecular function: transmembrane transporter activity. Lineage: Eukaryota; Fungi; Ascomycota; Taphrinomycetes; Taphrinales; Protomycetaceae. Gene Ontology annotation, biological process: transmembrane transport. The transcript has a single exon.
CGAGUCAUGACAAAUCGACAAAAUUUCCCUCAGUUCAACUUCCCCUGAAUUUAAAAUGCAUGCCUCGGUGACAGCAAGGCGCAUGUUUAUCUCCAGUGUACGUCAAUCUUUUUCUCAAAGCGCCUCUGGUGGAGGUCAAAAGGGCGCAAUUCACAAUUUCCGGCUGUUCCCGUCAAAUUGAUUUCAGGGGUAAAUCGGCAAACAGCUCGUCCUCUCCGAUAUACAGCUCUGGAAAAAACAACGGGUCACAAGGCUGCAGGCAUGCCUGUUCAAGCAACCUUUACAACAGACAGCUGUAGCCACGACUGCGUUGUCUCCAAUGACACCACAUGAAGCAGAUGUCGAGAGUGCUUCUACCGUUCAUGACGUGUUGUGUAUCGAACGGCAAGGGCAAGAGCAACUACCGGUUCAAAUUCCAGACGGGGGAUUCGAUGCUUGGAUGGUUGUUGUCUCUGGCUUCAUCACGACCAUGAACGUCUUUGGCUUUGUCAACAGCUUUGGAGUCUUUCAGACACGGUAUGUAUCCAGAGGUGGCCUGCUCAGCAAGUAUUCGCCCUCGGCUGUCUCUGUGAUUGGCUCCGUCGAAACGUUCUUUGUGUUCUUCCCGGCUCUUGUCAUCGGUCGCCUGGCAGACGCUGGCUAUAUACGAUCUUUGGUGUUUGGCGGAACUUGUAUGAUGGUCUUUGGUAUCUUAAUGACGAGCAUUGACAAGACUGGGCAAUACUACGAGUUCUUCCUUGCACAGGGAGUCUGUAUUGGACUCGGACUAUGUCCAAUCUUCAUUCCUCCAGUGACACUCUGUGCACAUUGGUUCAGGCGCAAACAUGCUCUGGCUUUGGGCAUUACUGCAGCUGGUGCGAGCGUUGGUGGCUGUCUCUAUCCAAUCCUCCUCAAUUUACUGUUCCCAAAGAUUGGAUUUAGCUGGAGUAUGCGAGUGGUGGCCCUCAUCAUUGCAGUGACACAGAUCAUUCCACUCAUCUUCCUCAAGUCACGCAUGCCCUUCAGAAAAUUGAAAGGACAAACAUUUUUUGAUGUGCAAGUCUUUCGCAAUCCAGCGUACGUCUUGGUUCACAUCGGCUUGUUCCUUGCAUUUUGGGGCCUCUAUACGCCCUUCUAUGAUCUCGAGAUCUUUGCCAUCUCCAACAACGUUCCCGUCACUCUGGCCUUCUACAUGCUGCCCAUCACCAGUGCAGCGUCGGCCUGUGGUCGUGUGCUGCUAGCAUUCGUUGCAGACCGAUACGGAUGCGUCAACAGUAUCAUUCCUAGCGUCGCUGCAGCUGCCAGUCUGCUAUUCAUUUGGCUAGCUUGCACAACGCAGUCAACUGUCAUUGCCUUUUGCGUGCUGUAUGGUUGUGCAAGUGGUGCAGUCGUGAGUCUUUCAGUAUCAGUCGUCACGUCACUCUCCAAUGAUCCAGCAAAGAAUGGAAUACGGACCGGCCAAAUGCUGACCUUGUGUUCUAUUGCAACAUUGACGGGACCGCCUAUUGCCAAUGCUAUCAUUGAGUCAGUCAGUCAAUUGCUGCCUGGCGAUGGCACCAAAGUGUUUGAUGGUGGAGCCAUCUUUUCUGGAAGUGUAGUCAUGGCUGGUCUUGCAUGUCUUGUGGUGGCUCGAUUCAUGUAUGACCGUCGACUAUGCGUCAAGGUGUGAGAGGAUCGAGGGCAGGUGAGAUUGGUUAAUUGUCCGUGCCAUCUGAAUGAUUGAAGUACGUCGACCUUGCUCGU